GUUUUUGUAAUCGUACUUGAUUUCUGUUGCAGAAUCUUGACCGAGUGUUCUGCUCAUGUCGAAAUUAGCCGGAGCGACGGCAAAAGUUAUCAAAGGAGUAGCACGAAUAAAGCCAACCAGAGCUGCGCUCACACUUACACCAGAAGCCGUGAGACGGGUACGAUUUUUAUUGGAAAACCAAAAAGAUGCUAAAGCGCUCAAGAUAGGCGUUCGUAUGAAGGGCUGUAAUGGUCUAACUUAUACCCUAGACUAUGCUCAAGAGAAGGCAAAAUUUGAUGAAGAAGUUGUACAGGACGGUAUCCGGAUAUGGAUCGAUCCGAAAGCGCAGUUAGGUCUUCUCGGAACGGAGAUGGACUACGUCACGGAUAAACUCAGCUCAGAAUUUGUUUUUCGAAAUCCAAACAUCAAAGAAAUGGCACCGAGCGAAAUAUCGAAAAGAAAUGUGAAGAAGGCGGUUAAAAUGGCAAACCCUAUUGAGAAGUUGCAAUCGCAAUUCGCUUCGCAAUACUUUUUCAGAGAACUGAUAUCAUUUGAAAGUUAUUGGGCGACACAUCUCAAUAAAGAGCAGGAAGCAUGGGUCUUUGAUCUGUUCAAGGAAAACAUGUAUCAGUUGUACGCUAUGUCACAGUGGGGUUGGGAUCCCGAGUCAAAGAAAGCGGAACUUGGCGCAACUACUGCACGGUUUAUUAUUGCCAAGAAUGAAAAGGGAGAAAAAAUUGGAUAUACCCAUUAUCGGUUUGACAUGGACCACAAUUGUCCGGUAUUGUACUGCUACGAGAUUCAAGUUGUACAAAAAUAUCAAAAGAAAGGUGUAGGGACCCUUCUCAUGCAAACAUUGGAGACACUUGCCGAAAAAACCGGCAUGGAUAAGGUGAUGGCUACUGUAUUUGCCUUCAACGAGAAAUCGUUGGGAUUUUUCCACAAACUGGGUUAUGAGACAGAUGUCACUUGUCCAGACGAGAAUCAGGGACGGGACUAUCUUAUCCUUAUAUUCUUCUCUUCUCUGCAGCGCGGAGAGUUUUCAAUUGACUGCCUGCGUGAGUGGCUUGCUCCGAGUGUUCUUAAAAAAUGUUCUAAUCCUUCUGAUGAUGUAUUUCUAUGUUUAUCAAGUUACAACUACCUCCAGCUGCUAUCGCUUAUGUGUUGGUUUGACAUUGCACGCUUGUUCACUGACUUAAAAACAACCAGGCUGUUACUUUGUUGGUAG
Cylicocyclus nassatus is the source of this 1207-nucleotide messenger RNA. The record is from the annotation of a GenBank genome assembly. NCBI's taxonomy places the organism in Eukaryota, Metazoa, Nematoda, Chromadorea, Rhabditida, Strongylidae.